Molecule: messenger RNA, 783 nt
Organism: Cokeromyces recurvatus
Lineage: Eukaryota; Fungi; Mucoromycota; Mucoromycetes; Mucorales; Mucoraceae
Exons: 3
Coding region: 256-567 (103 amino acids)
Source: RefSeq, a predicted model, not a curated record
UUUUUUUUUUUCCCUCUUCUAAUGAACUAUACAGAGUUUUCACGGACUUGUCUUUUCUGUUUACUCUUUCCUUAUCUUUUGUAUUUAAAACAGACACAUUGUGCUUCAAUUGAUUUACUAAACCAAAUUAUUAGACGACCUUUAAUAAGCAAUAUGCUUGCCUUUGCUGUAAUGUUUACAAGGAAGAUUUAGAUGAACUAGGCGAACGCUUACUCAGUACCCACGGCAAGUCAUUACGUUAAGCUUAUUAUACUCAUGAAACACCCACUAACUAAACUUGAAAAAGAAAAGAAAUGGAAACUCUCGACCGGUAAAAUCGUUGAAGACGCUUUGUACGAAUUUGGGAAGCAAUAUCUUGCGGACCACCCAGCUUGCUCCAUGAUUUUAGAUUUGGAAGAUAAAAAUUAUUUGAAGGAAUGUGUGUUUACAGGAGUAGAGAUCGAGAAGAUGAAGAUAAAGAACCCUAUUCAAUUCAUCAACUCUAUACCAGAAAAACUUGCAACUUAUAUCAAUGCAUUCAAUCUUAGAAAUGUUGAAGAUCUACGAGCUGAGCUCUUGAAGGCGUAGGAUUGGGAAAUAAAUUAUAGUAUUGAUAAGGAUCAUGAUUUGGAUUCGGCCAAACACACCAUCCAUUCCUUUGUAAGACUGUAUGAAUUAGGAAAUUUGAAAACUGUUCAUAAGGAAUCAUGGUACAUUGCGCGUGUGUGGUCCUUGAUCGAUACUAUAUUCGAUGAUCUUGAAAAUUGUUGAUAAGGUAGAUAUAAAAAAAAAGACAGAAUAAAU